AAAAAAAAAAAAAUCUUUUUUUUUGAGAAAAGUUUUUUUCGCUGUAAUUUUUUUUUACAUAAUUUACAUAUUAAAAUAAUACUAAAAUGACCUCUGUUCGUGAAGUUGAUACUUGGAAUAAUUGCCUUAAUGCUCCCUUGCAAGAAGAUGACAAAGAAAUUUAUGAUUUAAUUCAAAAAGAGAAAUAUAGACAAUUCUCUGGCUUAGAGCUAAUUGCUUCGGAGAACUUUACAUCCUUGGCGGUUAUGGAAGCUAAUGGGUCUCCGUUGACAAAUAAGUAUUCUGAAGGUCUUCCUGGGGCUCGUUAUUAUGGUGGCAAUGAAUUCAUUGAUCAAGUCGAAAAUGUUUGUCGUAAACGUGCUUUGCAAGCUUUUCGUUUAAAUCCCGAGGAAUGGGGCGUUAAUGUUCAAUCUUAUUCUGGAAGUACUGCCAAUUUUUCGGCAUUAACGGCAUUGAUCCAGCCUCACGAUCGUUUGAUGGGAUUAGAUUUGCCCUCGGGCGGACACUUAACUCAUGGUUGGCAAACUUCCAAGAAAAAGAUUUCUUCUUCUUCUAUAUAUUUUGAAUCCAUGCCAUAUCAAGUCAAUCCAGAAACUGGACUUAUUGAUUAUGAUCGCCUUGAAGAAAAUUCUAAUCUCUUUCGUCCAAAAUUAAUUAUAUGUGGAGCUAGUGCGUACGCACGUGACUGGGAAUACGCUAAGCUUAGGAAGAUCGCCGAUAAACAUGGCGCGUAUUUAAUGGCUGAUAUUGCUCAUAUCAGUGGCUUAGUUGCUGGCCAAGAAGCCAAUAAUCCCUUUGAACUAUGUGAUGUAGUUACAACUACUACUCAUAAAACUUUGAGGGGUCCGCGUGCUGGAUUGAUCUUUUUCCGAAAAAAGGACGAACUAGAAAAUCGUGUAAAUAAUGCCGUGUUUCCUUCAUGUCAAGGAGGACCUCAUAACAAUACUAUUGCCGCAGUUGCAGUUGCGCUUAAGCAUGCAGCUUCUCCGGAAUUCAAACAAUAUGCUAAACAGGUACGUGCCAAUGCUAAAGCUUUAGGUGAAGCUCUUGUCAAUUAUGAGUAUAAAUUAGUUACUGGUGGUACGGACAAUCAUUUGAUUCUCUGGGACCUGAGACCACUUAAACUUACUGGCAGUAAGGUAGAAAAAAUUUGCGAUAUGGUUAACAUUACUGUGAAUAAAAAUUCUAUUCCUGGCGAUGUUAACAUGUUGGCACCAGGUGGUGUACGUAUUGGUACUUCUGCAUUGACAUCAAGAAGUUUCAGGGAGCAGGAUUUUGUUAAAGUUGCAGAGUAUUUGCAUCGUGCUGUUCAAAUUGCCCUUUCAGUUCAAGAAAAAGCAGGCAGCAAAAUGAUGAAAGACUUUGUAAUGGCAUGUCAAGAUAAUGAUGACAUAGCAAAUCUGAAAAAGGAAGUUGAAACUUUUUCUACAUCUUUCCCAAUGCCAGGAUUCGAUCCAAGCAAUUUGACUAAUUCAACUUCGUCCGAAUAAUUAUCAUAAAAUGAUGUUGUAGACUGGUUUAUUAUAUAUACACUAAUUUAUAAACUUCACAAAAGUAUUAGUCCGUUUAUAUAAUGUAAAAUAAAUGAUUAUUUUUGAACAUUUGAAAAAUUGUAAAAAAAGGAUAAACUAUUUUAAUUAUUAGUAUAAAUCAUUUUAUUGAUUAUUUAGAAAUCGUCAAUUUUGUCGCUGUAUACGAGAAGAGUAUUUAUA
This is a messenger RNA of Rhizophagus irregularis DAOM 181602=DAOM 197198, 1712 nucleotides long. RefSeq names its product Serine hydroxymethyltransferase 2. Gene Ontology annotation, cellular component: cytoplasm. The record is from RefSeq and is a predicted model, not a curated record. Gene Ontology annotation, molecular function: pyridoxal phosphate binding; glycine hydroxymethyltransferase activity; zinc ion binding. Lineage: Eukaryota; Fungi; Glomeromycota; Glomeromycetes; Glomerales; Glomeraceae. Gene Ontology annotation, biological process: folic acid metabolic process; tetrahydrofolate interconversion; L-serine catabolic process.